AGCUUCCACCUUUGGAUGCAGGAGCAGGGAGGGGGCGCUCUCCCUGCAUUCAAAUGAGGGAGCGGAUCCAAGAUGGCGUCUUUCAUAAUAACUGUACUGCUGCUGCUUUGCUUAGCAUCAUUUUCACAGCAAAUAAGCUCCUCCAGGCUUUUGUAUGAGCCUUGUUACAAACCCUUCAGAGACGACAGACCAGCUUCUGUCCGGACACAUCCUCGCCCACAUGAGUUUGUGGAGGUGUCAGACCUUCCUCCAUCCUUGGACUGGAGGAACAUCAAGGGGAAGAACUAUGUGAGUGUCACACGGAACCAGCACAUCCCACAGUACUGCGGGUCCUGCUGGGCCAUGGGAGCCACCAGUGCACUAGCUGACCGCAUUAAUAUAAAGCGUGGAGGUGUGUGGCCGUCGGCUUACCUGUCAGUCCAGAAUGUGAUCGACUGUGGGAAGGCGGGCUCUUGCUUUGGAGGAGAUCACAUGAGAGUGUACGCCUACGCACACCAGACAGGCAUCCCUGAUGAAACCUGCAACAACUACCAGGCCAAAAACCAAAAGUGUGAGGAGUUUAACCAGUGUGGCACCUGCUCCUUCUUUGAAUCAUGUGCCAUCGUUAAGAACUACACAGUGUGGAAAGUGGGCGAUUAUGGAGAAGUUUCUGGAAGAGACAAGAUGAAAGCUGAGCUUUACACCAACGGGCCCAUCAGUUGUGCUCUGAUGGCCACAGCAGGCCUGGAGAAUUACUCUGGGGGAAUCUUCAGAGAGUUUCACCCCCUGUCCCUGCCAAAUCACAUCAUAUCUGUGGCUGGCUGGGGUGUGACGGAGGACGGGACUGAGUACUGGAUCGUCAGGAACUCCUGGGGAGAGUUUUGGGGAGAACAUGGCUGGGCAAGGAUCGUCACCAGUGCAUAUAAAGGAGGAAAAGGAAACUGGUUCAACUUGGGUAUUGAGAACAACUGUGCAUAUGGAGACCCUAUUGUGACAUAAAUACCAAAAUAAAAUGAUAAAAAGACU
Molecule: messenger RNA, 1005 nt
Organism: Notolabrus celidotus (New Zealand spotty)
Lineage: Eukaryota; Metazoa; Chordata; Actinopteri; Labriformes; Labridae
Product: cathepsin Z
Exons: 6
Coding region: 73-978 (301 amino acids)
Cellular component (GO): lysosome
Molecular function (GO): cysteine-type endopeptidase activity
Source: RefSeq, a predicted model, not a curated record